AUGUAUUGGCCCACCGCCUGCGCAGAAAGGAUCCACCUUUCGCCUUCGGGGCUGCAUCGACCAACCACCUUCCUCCGCUUUGACAAAGAUGCAGCGCAGCAGCUUGCAAAUCAGGGGGCUGGUAGAGAUGAUGAUGCUGAGGAUCAGACCAUACAGAUCGCCCGCUCCCGCAACGGUAUGAUGUGGGCUGCGCUCAGCACCUCCACCAUCUCGAUUUGGUCCUCGCGUCCCGCUCAGGUCGUUGCUGCUCUCGUUCGCACUCCACAAAGUAUCGCCGACUACGGCAACAACACCCGCAUCGAAUGGCGUCCGGAUGGAAAGGCAUUGCUGGUACAGACCGAUUCCAACUUCCUCCUGCUCUACAACAUCGUCUACCGUCAUCAGGGCUCCUCGAUCUACAGCUACAUCCCACCUUCCGGCUCCGGUGCUCGUUCGCAAUCGGGAGAGCUCCUUGCACCCAAUCCGAAUGCACUGCGCAGCUCCUUCUCUCCAGGCGCAGGGGAAAGUGCCGCUGCUGGCGACUUGGGCCUUGGCGGUCUCGCUGGAGAGGCAUGUGAGCUUCGCUUUCGCCUCGUUCUCCGCAUCGACGCGGGGUUGCGCUUUGCCGCGUCAACAGAAACGCACAUGCUUGUCAGCACUACGUCGCCCCCCGCGAUUCAGUGUAUCCGAUGGCCCAAUGACGACGCGGACGCACCACCACCCGACUUCAACGACCCCUUGGUUCGCACUCGCACCACAUUGACAGACCAGCUGGACUGGUUCGUCGGUGAGACGCACGAGGGCCCAGAGUCCAGCACGGAACAAUCUCGAGUGCAGAUCACUUAUGUGACCUACUCUCGCCCAAUGGACGUCUUUGUCUGGCUCACCUCCGAUGGUCGAGCCUAUGUUGCCAAUUUGGACCUGUUGGCCAGCGGCACAACUCCCUGGACCGGUCGCGGUUUCCACGGCGCGCCAAAACAACGCAGACGCCAAUCGUCCAAUGCAACACGCGUCGCAGCGCCGGAGACACACCCAGAAUCAACGCACACGCACCAGCAAGACUCGAUACCAGGCACUAAAGAUGGCGAGGGCCCGUCAGAUGCACAGCCCGAAGGCACACCCCCGGUCAAUGGGUACGUUGAUGGAGAUUCGGCAAGAUCUGGGGUUCCAAAUGGCGACGAUUCAGGGAAGCCAGCAGUCGCGGCUUUGCCAGCGGAGCAGCACGCCAUCAGCGUAUCUAUCAACGCCAAGUUCAGCUUGAUCGCUCUAGGUCUGGCUGACGGUACGGUCGCUGUCUACACUUAUCGAGCGCCAGGUCGUACGCCACUCCAUUCACAUACCCUAUCUGUGCGACAGGCGCUCAAGUCAACGGCAAGCUACCUCACAACCGGCCCUGUGCGUUCUGUUUCGUGGACGAGUGACGGCUAUGCGCUUGCAGUUGGCUGGGAGAAGGGCAUGUCGACCUGGUCCACGUACGGCAAGCUUAUGGCCUGUACGCUACGAGAGGACUGGGAAUUGGCGUCUAAGAACUUUUCCGAUUCUUUCAUGUUCGGAUGCCGCGACCUUUUCUGGGCACCAGGCAACACGGAGCUCUUCAUCCUUGCGCUCGCCAAGAAAGACCUCACGCCUUUGCGGCCCAACAGCCAGCUCUUCGUGCUGCCGUUCUCCAAGUCGGCGGUCGCUGGACAGCAUUCGCCAGACAACACCCGGUUCGCCUUCUACCAGACCGACGACAGCUUGCACGUCUAUCGUGGUGCCGACCAAACCGAUCUCACCGCCAUCACACCAGAGAGUGACGUCUGGCAACACAUCAAGAUUCCACAAUCGUAUCUCGCAGCCAAUUGGCCCGUUCGGUACGCGGCCAUCAGCGCCGAUGGCAACUUGAUCGCUGUCGCAGGUCGUCGAGGUCUUGCGCACUAUUCGAGCACCUCGGGUCGAUGGAAGCUCCAUAAGAGCGUUGCGCAGGAGCAGUCGUUCGUGGUGCGCGGUGGUAUGCAGUGGUUCCAACACGUCCUCAUCGCCGCUUGCGAUUCCGGCGGAGAGUAUCAGCUUCGUCUCUACUCGCGUGAUACAGACCUCGACUCGUCCCACCUGCUCGAUCUGCAGGUGCUUCCUAGCCCCGUCAUCCUCACAUCGCUCUUCGACAACAGCCUGCUGGUCUACACGGCCGACAACACGUUCUACCACUUUCUCAUCGAUCUCUCGCAGGAUCGCAUACGGCUGCGCCUGUGCGGAUCCAUCACGUUCGAGGGGAUUGUCGGCGAGCCUGCGAGGGUGCGUGGGAUGAGCUGGAUGAUUCCCGAGAGUCAACAGCGCUUUGGCGAUCCGAUGGAUGAUCUGGCUGUCGCCACCAUUAUCUUCUUGAUAGACGGCAAGUUGGUCUUGCUCAGGCCACGCAAGGUGAGCGGCGGCAGUCGGGCAGAGUUUUCGCAAAAUCCGCUUCAAGACUUUGAUGAACAGGAUGUGUCGUAUACGGUGCAUGAUGGCGACGAUGACGACGACGAGGUCGCCUACGACAUGCAGAUCCUCUCGGACAAGAUUGAAUAUUACUGGACGCAUCUGCAGGGCAUCGGGACGCUCGAGAAUUCGCUCUGGGGCUACGACGGAAGCGGCAUCAAGCUGUGGCUCGAUGCGCUGCGUAUACCGUCGUCUGACCCGGACGAGUCGUUCCGAACGGAUGACGACGAUGAUGACGAGCAAGAUCUGGCGCCGGAAUACAAGACGAUCGAGUCUUCGGUUUCCAUGCCGCUCGACUUCUACCCGCUGUGCGUUCUGCUGGAGAAGGGCAUCGUGCUGGGUGUCGAAUCGGAAGCCUCGCUGCGUCGAUCAUUGGACUUUGCCCUCUGGCGUACUACGACCAAUACGCACCUGUUCCUGCAUCAGGUGCUGCGUAACUACCUUGAGAAGGGUCUUAUCGAGGAAGCCGUGUUCUUUGCGGCGUCGUAUCAAGAUUUGGUGUACUUUGCCCAUGCUCUCGAGAUUCUGCUGCACGCGGUGCUGGAGGACGAAGCUGAUGCGGGGCUGGGAGAUGCACUGUAUGCUAGGAGAGGGUCGGGCAGCGUUUUGCAGAAAGAGAGGAGUCCGAGCUCGCUCUUGGCUGACGUGGCUGAAGAGGACGAUGAUGGUCACCAAAACGCGGCUGGCCGUCAAGACGAGGACAACCCAGACACCAGCGGAUUGCAGAACGGCACCCACCUCGAGCCACCAUGUCGGCGCGGUUCGAGAUCGCCGUCGCCCACACCUCGCGCCGUCCUCCCGCUCGUCGUCGAGUUCCUGGACCACUUCCCCGAAGCGCUCGAAGUCGUCGUCCGGUGUGCACGCAAGACCGAAGUUGCACGCUGGGCCUACCUCUUCGACGUGGUUGGUGCACCUCGCGUCUUGUUCCACAAAUGCAUCCAGGCGGAUCAGCUGCGCACAGCGGGCAUGUAUCUGUUGGUGCUGCACAAUCUCGAACCAUUGGAAGUGUCGAUCGCGCACACGAUUCAGCUGCUCAAGCUUGCCGUGCAGAAGGAGGACUGGUCGACGUGUCACGAUCUGCUGCGGUUCUUGGCGAGUAUCGAUCCGAGUGGAGGGGCGUUGAGGUUGGCGGUGGAUGAAGCGGGGAUUUUGGAGGAAGGGAAGCAAGGGCAGGGUGGGGAGCAGCAGACGCCUCCGAGGUUGCUGCGUGCCGCAUCCGCACCGAUCAGCUCGACGCCGACGAAGCUCGACACCAUGACGGAGGAGGAAGAGGAAGACGAGGCAGAGAAGAGCAUCAGCUCUAACCCCGACCUCUCGCUCGACACGUCCACUGACCGCCCAACGCUGCAACCAGGUCAACGGUCAAAAUCAGCCACACUCAACCUCCCCACACGCAACAUCCCAGACGUCAUCAUCAACGGUCAAUCCCUCACCCCCGGCCUUGCAGCCAUGGGCAUCGGUUCCCACAAGCAGCACCGUCAGUACGCCCACGGUAUAGGGAUGAGCCUCAGCCGCGUCGGGUUGCGCAGCAGCGAUCGCAUCUGGGAUAAGAACCGGGAGGAUGCCGAAAGUCCCACUUCCCCUAGGAGUGGGUUUGGUUCUCUACCGAGGAUGGACAGGUUGAGCGGGGAUGGCGUGGGCAUGGAGGAUGAUGUUGAUGAGGCAGAGGAAGGCGGAUCCAAGGUUGACGAGAGGAUGUGA
Pseudozyma hubeiensis SY62 is the source of this 4137-nucleotide messenger RNA. RefSeq lists its product as hypothetical. Gene Ontology annotation, molecular function: protein binding. Bases 1 to 4137 code for a protein of 1378 amino acids. Gene Ontology annotation, biological process: retrograde transport, endosome to Golgi; intracellular protein transport. NCBI's taxonomy places the organism in Eukaryota, Fungi, Basidiomycota, Ustilaginomycetes, Ustilaginales, Ustilaginaceae. The record is from RefSeq and is a predicted model, not a curated record. The transcript has a single exon. Gene Ontology annotation, cellular component: Golgi membrane; cytosol; Ric1-Rgp1 guanyl-nucleotide exchange factor complex.